Lymnaea stagnalis (great pond snail) is the source of this 11603-nucleotide messenger RNA. The record is from the annotation of a GenBank genome assembly. NCBI's taxonomy places the organism in Eukaryota, Metazoa, Mollusca, Gastropoda, Lymnaeidae.
AUCUUCGAUUUUAGUUAAACAUUUUGUUAGAGAGUAGAACGUGAAUUAUUGUGACGUCAGUGUGUUGGGGGCUGGAAGAAUUGACGUGGCAUUAUAGGUUUUACCACUAAAUCUCACCAUUUUCUACUUUAUCUAUCUUUAAGUAAGUGAAAAUACUAAACACCGAAAGUUCUUGAGGCAACUUAAAGAUGGGUUUGUCCCUUUCAUCACUGUUUAACCGCCUUUUCGGCAAAAGGAACAUGAGAAUCCUAAUGGGUAAGUUUUCACUUCCUGUCAUUGUCAUCGGUGUCGACUGUCAUCGGAUUAAACUUUUUUAGUAGACCUAAAUAAAUUAGUUGUAGUCUACUUUUCUCAAGUCUAGUCAAUAAUAAUGAGUUACCGUGAUAUUUCUGCAGUUAGAAUUUAUUCUUAAUUAUUAGGUAGAGCUGCAUUGCAACCUCUUUGGGAAGGGAAUCAAGCAUUAACUUGCCUGCCCAAGCCUAGUUACGCCUAGUAAAAAAAAAAAAAAAAAAAAAAAGCAUCAUUCCAGAUCUCAGAUUUGUCAUAGUAAAUUAUUCCUUUGUGACUAGUGACACUAUUUUAAAGAUUUGGUAAUUUAGUAGUGAUUUAGUGAUACACCGCUAAGUUACAUAAGUCCAUGUCUAGUAAUUACUAAAACUAUGUCUACAUGUCCGACGACUGCAAAAUAAGUUCUCCAGUUACGCGCAAAAUAAGUUCUCUAGUUAUGCGCAAAAUAAGUUCUCCAGUUACGCGCCCGGCGACCACGUCACAUGACCGCCCUAACAAAGUUGCACGAGAUAUUUUAUGUCAGCCUUGUCACGUGACCGCUAAUAGUCGAUCAGCAAAAUGGCUUCGGAGAUGCAUGUGGGCGACGAGUUUACUUUAUUUCAACAAAUAGGGCUGGGCAGAAGCGAUGCAUACAAGAAGGAAUGAAUACUGAGAGAGAGAGAAAGGAUAAAAAUGAAAGUGAGGGUGAUAAAUAAUUAAAGCGGGGAGGUCAAUAGUUCACAAAGAAAUAAGACCAUACAUCUUAAUAUAGAAUAUAGGGCCAAUAUAGUGUGCUGCUGGUGUAGCCUACUUCUCACACAAUAUUAAUAGCCUAAAAUAACACUUUUUUGACGUAGGUCUAUUGAAAGUCAACUAGCAGGUAUUGGUCUUACUUUGUUUGGUUCAUAUUUUAAAUUUGGGCUACUAGGUAGAGCUUUAUAAGACAUUUAAACCAGAGGCAUAGCAGGGGGGGGGGAGGGGGAGAUGUCACUGGGUGCCAGGCUAGUUAGGGACGCCAAAAUGUGCUUUUAUAUUAUUUUAUUUAUGAAAAUAAUGGGUUUCAGAGUUGAAAAAAGAAAGGAAAGAGGGUGGUGCCUUAAAAUGAAUCUUGUCUCCGGGCACCAAACAAUCUAGCUAUGCCUCUGAAUUAAACCAAGAUAACAGACUUUUUUUUUUUUUUUUGAAGAGUCGGAUUCAAAUAGACUAAUAGAGAGUUAUGUAGGCCUACUAGUAUGAUAAUAGUAUUAAUUCAAAGUCAAAAGCUUAUGAUACACUUUAUGUAUCUCAGAGCAUUUGAAAAUAUUACGAUAUUUAGUAUUUAUUAUUAUCUAGGGAUCGGCUGACUAAUAUACAUACACAAUAUUGGAACAUUAUAUGCAAUGUAACUAUUUUGCUGGCGACCUCUUUUCAAUUGACAUGUCUGCCGGAAUAAUAACACAUAAUAGUUGUCCGGCGGUCACGUGACAUGCCCCCGGAAGAAUAUAUCCAGCACUAUUUGUCCGGUCGCCGAAAAAGACACUGCCAUAAAACUAAUACGUUUUUGGGUCAGAGCUAGUAGUUGUUCUUUAUGGCCCUCACAAUGACAAGGGUAUGGCUGCAUCUGCUGGGUUCUAUCCACAUCUGCUGGGCACUGCUUUUAAAUAUCUCCAAAAAGUAAAGAAGGGCUGCCUCAGCACCUUCUAACUCCAGCACUGAGCAGAGCUCUGAAGGUGUUAAGCCAGCAAGUUUGUUUGUCUUGUUUCUGUGGAAAUAACUACAAGCGGAACUGUGGUUGGUUCUCAUCUAUGUUACCAAGCUUUGUUGUCAGUGUCUUGAGUUUACACCAAGUUUUGGUAAAUUGCAUUUGUUUAGAUUUAAGGCCGUUACUAGGCAUGGCGCGAGAAUGAGAAAGACGUUACUUUGUGUCCUUUCUAAAAAUAGAUGAACUUCAAACUUUUAUUUUCAAAUGGAUCAAACAAUUAAAUAUAUCAAAUACUUUUAUUAUAGAUCGCUUAAGACCAAAAACUUUUAAAGUUUUAUCAAAGUAAGUUCAAUCAUUAAGGUAACUGCUAGGGGUGUGCCGGAUCCGUUUUUUCCAACCGGAUCCGGAUUAAUCCGGAUUCCGGAAUAUUCCGGUUUCUCCCGGAUUCCGGAUUUUGGUACUAUUGGUAGAUACUUCGGUAAGUCAAGGUGGACUACUACUUUUUGUGUAUGGGAAUUCGCAAUCGGCGCCAAAAAAUCUGAGUUUUUAAUUUUCCGAUGUGUGUGUCUAUUUAUUAUUAAAUUAGUACUUUCGAUAUAUAUUUGAGUUCCGUUCCAUUUGGAUAAGUGUCUUACGAGAGACGCCAUGUUUCUACGCGUUCGCAGCAGGUCAUGCAGCUCGCUCAACCUAAUUUCGCCAUGGGGUUGGCCACGCCCCCCUUUUUAAUGGCGGAAGUUGACGAUACUUAGGAAAUAUUAAUAUAUUAUCACUAUUUACAUCAAAAUAAUUGAUAACUUGUGUUUCAGAAUGCAUUUAAAGACAUUUAAACUGGAAUGUUUUAAUUUGAGCUUUAACAACCCGGUAGAAUCCAUAUUAUAAAUGAUCAGAAUUUACCGUGUGCAACACGUUGUCAUUGGCAACCAUUCACAGCCACUUGCAUAACUGUAUCGUAGUACUACCUCAGAGUUUCAUUCAUAAGAGUUUGCCGUGUGCAAAAACUAUUAAACCAUUGGUCAGGGAAAGCUUUAAUUAAUUAUUCAUGUGCCAAAGUUGAAAGUUUAAACUAAGUCUAAACAGUAUUUUAGUGAUAAGGCAGGGAAUGCGUUGCCUUAUAUAAACUAUAUAGUCAUUGCGCAUGACGGGAUUGGCGGAAUGAGAUCACAGAAUGUGGAGAUGCAGUCCAUGUUAAAAAAUGACAAACCAAGUCGUACUUUAAAAAUUCAUAACUUUAAAACUACAACAGCUAAAAAUAUGAUUUUGGUGUUAUAAUUCUUUAAAAAAUUACAUCUUUUCAACUAUGCCAUUGGUUUAUUUUUACAAAAAGUUUAAAUUUUCUUAUCAAAGUCCCUACACUAUUGGCCACUAUUAGCGGUGCUGACUCUAGCCUCUGGUAUGUACGGAAUAUUAAACAUUAAACAAGCUCAACGCUCGAAACAAUCGAUUAAUAUAUCGUGAUCGUGUGGAAUUCGGGAAAGAGAAUUACUUUUAUUUCAGAUUAUGAUCCGGUGAGUCACAAAAUCAGGCAAAUUCCGAAAUCCGGUAUAUUCCGGAAUCCGGUUGUUCCGGAUACAUGUAAAUCCGGCGGAACCGGAUUUCACCGGAUAGUGCAAAAUCCGGCGGAACCGGAUUCCGGCACACCCCUAGUAACUGCUGCUGAAGUAUCAUUGCUGGAAGCAUAGGCUAUUUUGUUAUUUUUCAGAACAUUUCAAUCAUAACAUUGUUUCAUGGUCUUAUCAUUCUCUGCUUAUUAUUUUUUUUUCAAGCGUGGGUCAUCAGAACACAAGAGGAGGUUGAUGAAACUGCCCUUAAAAUUAACUAAGAUUAAAAUUAAAAUAAUUUAUAAUUUUAUUGGUAAUUUCACUUAACUAUACAUUUUUAGAUUGCUUUCAAAAUCCAGUACUUUCUCAGGAUGUUAAAUGAUGUUUUUUAUGUUAUGCUUUUUAGAAAUGUAGUUAAAUAAUGUAAAUUGAUCUUAGUCUUUAAAUUCUCAACACAGUUGGUCUGGAUGCAGCAGGAAAAACAACAAUUUUAUAUAAACUGAAGCUGGGCGAAAUUGUUACCACCAUUCCAACAAUAGGUAAUAUAUUUUUACAAUUUCGUUCUAAUAUCCAUUUUACUUAAUAUACUUAAAUUUGGUGAAUGAAACUUGAUGUAAUGUUAACAUUUUUUAAAGCAUUUUUUUUAUCUCAUUGGGUACUUUUACAAUCUUGCUGCUUGUUAAAUGAAGAACAUAGUAAUUACAUGUUACAUAUUAUUGGAUGAUCUAUUAUUUGAUACCAAUUAUUAGUUCACUGUUAAUUAUGGCUUUGAUUUAUGGCCAAAAGAUUAGCAUUUUAGGUGUGCUAAAAUUUUACACAAAUGUCAAGAUUUCAAAAACAGGUGAAAGCAAAAAAAAAAAAAAAAUAAGUAUUGAGGCCUAAGUUAAAAUCUUUGUUAUAUGCAUGAAUGAAAUACAUUUUAAAAAUACAUAUAAAACUUUCAAUCAAUUUUACCAAAAUUUUUAUUAAUUAUUAUUGAUUUAUGGCCAAAAGAUUAGCAUUUUAGGUGUGCUAAAAUUUUACACAAAUGUCAAGAUUUCAAAAACAGGUGAAAGCAAAAAAAAAAAAAUAAGUAUUGAGGCCUAAGUUAAAAUCUUUGUUAUAUGCAUGAAUGGUAUCCAUUUUAACAAUACAUAUAAAACUUUCAAUCAAUUUUACCAACAUUUUUAUUAAUUAUUCCACUUUACAAAUGCAUUCAUAAGUUUAAAAUUUCAAAAAGUUUGUUCUUUUCUUUAAAAAAAAAAAAAAAAGCUAUAAGAAAACAAGGCAGGUGUUUCAUGAGAGAAAUACUAUUAUUAUUAUUAUUAUUAUCAUCAAGUGAAGAUAAACAAUUUUAACCUAUUUAAUAAAAUAAAAUAAAAUAUGCCACACUGGGUACCAAUAUUGUUUAUGAACUAUGACAAUUUCUGUUAACCAGAGAAUCAGAUAUUUAACUAAGGAAACAGAAGUUUUUUUCUCUGUUUUAUAAACCUGAUAUUAAUAAUCUUGAUAAACUUUUCUUGACUUGAAAUAUAAUUUUAAAAAGUCCUUUGAAGAUAAAUGUUGAGCCUUUUUUUUUUUUUUUUUUUUUUUUGGGGUUUUUUUUUUUUUUUCCGGUUUUUUUGGGGUAUCAUUUUGUGCUACCGGCAUUUUGUGAAGCCUGACUGGAUUGACAAUAUGGCUAACAAAAAUCGUGUCAUGGACAAAACAAAAACACGGUGCACGGACUAAAUUUUUACAAAAUUAGAAAACAAAAUUUACACUUAAAAUUGAUAUUUUUAUCAAAUUUAUCCAUGAAAUUACAGUUGCAUGUUAAAAUAACAUUGGUAUAUAAAAAAGGUGAGAAAAAAAUAUAAUAUAAUCCACCAGUCUCUCACUACAGAAAAGUCAAUAUAACAUACUUUGAGAGUUAAGACUAUUUGUGAUACUUAAAGGUUACAGAACUUUAUCAUCAUUCAAUACAAUAUACACAAUUUAAUUUGUCUUCUACAGGUUUUAAUGUUGAGUCGGUAGAAUACAAAAACAUAAGCUUUACUGUGUGGGAUGUUGGUGGUCAAGAUAAAAUUAGACCUUUGUGGAGGCAUUAUUUCCAGAAUACACAGGUAAGAUAAUAACUUCUGACGCAACAUCCAGAACUUAACCUCUUCAAUGUUCUCUGAUCAUAUUAAAUCCCCAAGUAUUGUGAAUCAAUAACUUAUUUUAAUGGAGCAACUUACAUAAUUUUUGUGUGUUUUUUUUUUCAGGGCCUCAUAUUUGUAGUUGACAGCAAUGACAGAGAAAGGUUAGCGGAAUCAAAGGAUGAACUGACAAAAAUGGUAAUGUUUAUAUGGAAAAUCACUGUCAGUCAUAAUUUGUGUGUUGGACCUUGAAAUACUGUAACACACAUGCUCUGACAUCAUUAUCAUUGUAACUUAUUUCUUAGGCUGUGGGUUAUGUCAGUAGCAUGGUUACUUUUUUUAAGUUAGUAAUUCAGAAUGCCGGCUAAGACUUCAUCGUUCUUCCUCGUAUUAUCCAGUCACGCAAAUAAGAAUACUGAAUCCUGGUUAAACUGACAGUACUUUAUUAAAUCACAGUUUACACAAUCUAACUCAACUCCGACUAACUCUGACUCUCCUUGCGCUCAGCUCUCCUUAUCUCAGUCAACUCAUACUUUAUUACCAGCAAAGCGUGGAAAACAACCGCUCUGACAAAAACAUAAUUUUACUCUCCAAAAACGUGGAGCUCACAUUGUCCUCUCAAACUACAAUUCAUUGUCCCCGUGGACAAAACAUGGUCAACACCAUUCACUGUUCACUCAUGCUACCUCUCUGUUUUCAUGUGAAAACAUAGUCCGUUACAAAUACCUUAAUUUUAAGUCAAAUUAUCUGUAAUUUUUAAAUAAAUGUAAACUAUAUACUGUUGCUCCAAGAUAGCUCUCAGUUUUACCUUAAGCAGACUUAAAAUUUUAUGUUCCAAAGAGCCACUUGAGGUUCUUGCUACAUUUGAACUAUUUUUUAAUAUAUUUUAUUACCAGUUGGUAUGUAGAGUAAAUCAUCUGCAACCCUUUUUAUAGACGGUGUACUUAAAACAUUGAUGGAAAUACUAAAACAUGGAUUCCAUCUUAACUCAUUCCCAGGGGUUGUGGCUAAAUGCGUCCUUUGGGGUUUUGACGAAUGCUGCAAAAUGCGCCCUGUCUCUAUUCUAAUUAAAAAUAGCAAUGAAAUCUCGCAUCCCUUGCGACUUCCAGCGAUGGCAUGAUUCCAAUUUAAAAACCGGAAGUUUUUAUCUUGUUUUACUUUAAAACUACGUGUGCUUUAGUAUGGUGCAUCUAUAUCUAGCAUGUGUUCGUCCGAGGUGCCAAAAAUCGAAUUUUUGGGCAUUGUUCAUUAUUCAUUAUUUUUUCACCGCUAAUGUUAUAUUUUUUAUUAAACCUUAUUCGUUUUUUUGGAGCAUUUGUUCUUAAUUCAUUAACAUUAAAUAAUAUUUAGCAGGUUAAAAAAGUAUUUUACAAAUGUAAAUCAUUUGCAAAACGGAGCUACUCAGGUAUAUAAGUUAAAGUACGGAAGUAGCACUGCUGUAAGGAAUGAGUUAAUAUUUAUGAAUAUUAGUCUUUAAUUUUGAUUUCAUAACAUAAUUUUAUGAAGCUUUCAUACUAAAUUAAAGUUAUUCCCUGUCAAAGUGUUAGAAUCCCUGAAAGUUUGUUUUGUGGGAGGGUCCAUUUGUUGUGAAUGAGAAUAGAGUUAGUGUGCCUGAACAUGGAUCGGACUAUAAGCGUAGGAAUGCUAUAAAGAGAGGGGAUCUUUAAGGGGGGUAGUUGUGUGCAGGUGAUCAGUAGAGCAGGGGGAGAGUGAGUGUGUCGGAUGCUGAACGUAUCAAUGUUACGACAGUUUAUGUUAGCAUUGUUGCCAGAGAUCCCAUUAGUAUAUGUGGUUCUUUGGCUAAGCUUGUAAGCGGAACCCACAUUACAAAUGGGAGAACGUGUUAAAGUGUAUUGAAAUAAAAGUUUAUAACCAAUGACUGGAAAGAAUUUUGCUUCAAGUGUUUUGUGUGCUGGUGUACAGUGUGUUUCAUAUGUCAUUUCAUACCCUAUGCAACAUAGACAUGCGAUUCAAUUCUUGACAGUCCCUUUCAAAAGGGAUUAACAAAUGUGAAUGUCAAAACUGUCAGGCUUAAUUAAAAAUUUUAGAAUAAUGCAUUAGACAUGUUUCAAAAACCAUUUAACUGAUGGGAUCUUUUGCAGCUCCAAGAAGAUGAGCUCAGAGAUGCUCUACUUUUGGUGUUUGCAAACAAACAGGACCUCCCCAAUGCCAUGUCAUGUGCAGAUAUAACAACAGCUCUUGGACUUCAGAAUUUGAGGAACAGAAAAGUAAGACAAGCCGAUUCCCUCAUAGCUGUUAAAUUAAAAAAAAAAUUUUUUUUCAUGCUGGGGGUGUAAACAACUGCUUAAUGCCAGUAUGGGUUUAGCAAAAAUGACGUUGAUUAUCGGAGGGGGGUGUUGUAUGAUUAAAAUUUGAGAAAAAAAAAGAUAUCUCAUAUAAUAAAUGAAAAAUUAAAGGUGCAGACAGAAAGACAUAAAUUCAAAAAACGUCUCGUCAGUUAUUGUCAGUAGGAAAGAAAACUUGAAUGGAAUAUUAUUAAAAUACAAAGCAGUAAUGCAUAAUUUUCUUUGUUGAAAAUAACAGUUAUGAAGUUAUAGUUUAAAAAUAUAAAUGAAACAGAUUUUAAAUAUCAGUACUGUUAAAGGGUUAGAAAUAAUACUGCAGGCUAUGGCGACUAAUUAAGUCAACUUCUGUUACCGGGGUAUUAUAAUUAUAAUUACUAGGUUAUUGUCGAAAUAACAUAAUUUUUUUGUUAUGAUUAUAUAACAUUUCAUUCAUUAAGAGGUUUCAUUAUGUGUUAUGGGUUUGCUUUUAUUGCAGUGGUACAUUCAAGGUGCAACUGCCACGCAAGGAACAGGACUGUAUGAAGGCUUGGACUGGCUUUCCAACGAGCUCUCCAAGUGAUUGUAAAAACAUUGUUUAGCCUCAUGUCUACAUCGUUACUUUUCACACUUCACUCAUUUUGACCACAAAAAUCACCAUCACUGUGACUGGUCUGACUGCCUUUGUCUGGCUGCACCGGUUAUUGUCCUACAUAUUUUAUUUGCAUCAGUGUUGAGAGGAGAGAGAGAGUGAGAGAGAGAACAAGUAAAAUUUUGUAGACAUGGUCAUGUGAUCACCUAAAUUAACUAGUGUUAUCAAAUGUAAAACAGCUGUCUUUUUUUUAAAGUGGAAUUUCCUGACGACUACAAUUUGUAAUUUACACAUACCAUCCAAAAAUUCCUGUAUUUUAUUAUUAAUAUUUUUUAAAAUAAUAUAACUUAUGCAGAUUUUUUGUUUUGUUUUUACGGGGGAUGUUUUUGUGCAAUAUAGGACAUUCCCCUUUGUGUGUCUGCAUGAAUAAACUUGUUUAUUUAUUAUCAAACUCUUUUUUUUCACAUUUUUUAAAUAAAAGUUUCUUUCAGUUUUCAGUUAUAUAAAAGAUCCAAUGUUUGUGAUGUGAUGGAAGAACUCUGGUUGAGGUUCUGUUGUUUUUUUUUUGUGUGUUUUUAUCUUUUGGUUAUAUUGAAACAACAACUGGACUAACUCAUGAUUCGAUGACCAACACUGUGGAAUUGCUCAUAAUACCUGUGUUUAGUUUAAAUAAACAUUUUUUUUUAGAAUGAUUACUUCAAAAUGUUUUUUUUUUUUUUUUAAAGAAUUUUACUUCAUUGAGCUUGCUAGGCAGUCGCUCAUUCCAGUUUGAAAAAAAAAUUCCUUACGAUGACCAACACUGUGGAAUUGCUCAUAAUACCUGUGUUUAGUUUAAAUAAACAUUUUUUUUUAGAAUGAUUACUUCAAAAUGUUUUUUUUUUUUUUUUAAAGAAUUUUACUUCAUUGAGCUUGCAAGGCAGUCGCUCAUUCCAGUUUGAAAAAAAAAUUCCUUGUUCAGAAUCAGUGGCUUGAUAUUAUUUUGAGUCAUAUUUCUGAGCCUCACAAUAAAAUUAUGCGAAAUUGUUGUGUUUUAGUGUAGGUCAUCAAAGAUGUGAAAUGAAUAUGUCUUUGCUGUGUGCAUGCCGUUCUGCAUCUUAGGCUGGUGUGUAAUGAUGGUGAGAGCACACAUCUGACAUUGAGUCAACCAGUCAUGUAAAUAUAAGCAGACUGCCAACUGGAAAAUUUGAAGAUUUGUUUUCUGCAGUUGUAUUUGAAAUACCAUAAUAUGGGGUGAAACGUAGACUGUUGGGGGUGGUGGUGGGAUUUAGAUAUACUCCGAAUGGAAUGCCACUGUGACUACAAUAAAAUGUGUGAAAAAUCUCUUGUUUUUGUCUCAAACUGUAUGGCUUGAAAAUGUGUCCCUAGUUAUCAAGUUCAACUUCAACUUUGUUUCUGAAAAAAAAUCUCCAAUUCAUAUAUUGGACUAAAUGGCUCUAAGCUACCUGAUGUUAAUGUAUCAAAAAAUGUUACAAUGAGUAAAUCUUAACGUAAAUUUUUUUGUACAAACAGGAAAGUGAUUGGGCAGAUUAAAAAAAUGCAGCCACUGUUUGACAGACAGAAACUAUUUAAAGAAUUUUUCUUUAGUGAAGCGGAGAUUUUAUUGACUGUGUCCUAAUCCUACAUUUACACCUACUCUAGGACAGCUGGUAAUGUUGGAACAUUCUGUUUGAUCCAUUUUAUACUUGUAGACUUACAUUAAUUUCUGGAUUUAUAACAAUGAUUUUGAAAACAGAACAAGUGCUCAGGUCUCCAGAUAUUUAAUAGAGGGUAAAAAUUACAUAGUGAUGCUGUUUAUGUUUUGCAUCUCAUUUUACAUGGAUUUUGUUAGUGUUGGGCGGUACUCAAAUCCAUCUAAAAAAUAAAUCAAAGUUUCUCAAUAAAUUGGUAUGUGAUCUCUGUCACCGAUAGAAAUUUUUUGGGGACGGGAAAACUAUACGCUCACAGAUAAAUUUGCUAUUUUCCUUACCCUCACGCCUUAGUUACAUGAAAUGUUUGUAAAUUCUGUUACUUAUUUACACAUUCUUAAAAAUAUAUAUAUAUUUUUUUUUAAAUAAUUAAAAUAAAUGUAAAAUGCAACAAAUUUGACGGCACAUUGCAUCACUGAUUUAGAGCACCCUUUUGAAACAAUGCUGUUGUGGAGGAUAUCAGGGCGAGAUGAAACUGGUCCCUUAGCUGUCAAUAUGAUGAGAAUAUGUUGUCCUACCUAUGUGAUGUUGACCUACUUGUGAACUACUGCUAUAUAUGCGUGUGACACACUAGGUUUCUGAAGCCUAACUGAAACAUCAAGUGUAUCUUUGUUUUACUCUGCAUGACUAUGGGGGAAAUUAUGGGUUUUUUAAAGCAUGUCGCAAAAAGAAAAAAAUCAUUUCUUGAGACAUUCUUUGAUUUGUUUGAAAAACUUUUUUUUGUUGUUUUUUUUUUUUGUGUUUUUAUUAUUAAUUUUUUUUUAAUAAUUCUAUGCUUGAAAUUGUAAAGAAAAAAAUUAUUUUUUGAGACAUUUUUUGAUUUGUUUGAAAAACUUUUUUUUGUUUUUUUUUUUUUUUGUGUUUUCAUUAUUAAUGUUUUUUCAAUAAUUCUAUGCUUGAAAUUGUCUAUAACUUAUAACAAUUUUCACUUGGUGUUAGUAUAUCUUGUGAUGAGGGAUGAGCACAUUUUGCUUUUGAUGACUUGUAUUAUUUCUGAGUCACACUCUACAGCAGGCCUGCACAACAUACGGCCCGUGAGCAGGCAUCUGGCCUGCCAGCACCCACUUUGUGGUCAGCAAUGAAACAAAAUAUUUUUUAUUAUUAUUACUUUCUUUAUAGCUUCCCCCCCCCCCUGUCCAUUCUCUUUUGGCCCGCACAAGUUUUUGCAUAAAGUAUUACGGCCCGCCUUACAUUUUGAGUUGUGCUGCACUGUGCAUGCCUGCUCUGCAGCAUUGCAAUAAGCUACACAAAUGUUUCGCUGGAUUAAGCCCUUUAAAGUUGAUUUAAAAUCAUGAAAUUUUGCCCUGAUCAACAUUUGCCGCCAGAGCUGACUAGUUCAGAUCUCAGGUAUUAACAGAAGAAAGAAUUAAAAAAGUCUAUGUCAAAUGUAAAGUACAUGUAAUAACGGUUUAGUAUUUAGAUUGUUGUUGAACCUUAUAAAGGGCUUGAAACUGAAUACAAA